This is a messenger RNA of Myripristis murdjan (pinecone soldierfish), 2390 nucleotides long. RefSeq names its product carbohydrate (N-acetylglucosamine-6-O) sulfotransferase 2b (gene chst2b). Bases 81 to 1478 code for a protein of 465 amino acids. Gene Ontology annotation, molecular function: N-acetylglucosamine 6-O-sulfotransferase activity. NCBI's taxonomy places the organism in Eukaryota, Metazoa, Chordata, Actinopteri, Holocentriformes, Holocentridae. The record is from RefSeq and is a predicted model, not a curated record. Gene Ontology annotation, cellular component: Golgi membrane. Gene Ontology annotation, biological process: carbohydrate metabolic process; N-acetylglucosamine metabolic process; sulfur compound metabolic process. The transcript has 2 exons.
AAAUCCUAUAAAACGUGUCUGUGCACUGUCAAUGUAAGGAGCUUUCGCCAGGUGGUGAGAGCCACUCUGAGAGGUUACAGAUGAGAGGCAAACAAUAUCAUCAACCACUGAAGUUGACAGCGCCUUGGGAGAAGGAUGCUGGGUUUGGGAGGAAGCUCAAAACCUACAGGAACCAUACCAAGAUAAUAGCCCAGCCUGGAAUCGUGAUGAAAGUCCUCCGCAGAAAGAGGAUUGUGUUAUUUAUGGCCUAUUUCUUACUGUUGGUCCUCACUAUGCUGAACUUGGCUAACUACAAAUGGACUAAAGAGCCACAGCAGUGUAACCAUCAGAUGAGGAGCACCACUUAUCAAAGCAGAUCUGAUAUCCGCUUCCUGUACAGGCCCUCGAUGGCCAAAAAGAGACAGCUUGUCUAUGUUUUGACCACCUGGAGGUCGGGCUCCUCGUUUUUUGGUGAGCUUUUUAACCAAAAUCCUGAAGUGUUCUUCUUGUAUGAGCCAAUGUGGCACAUCUGGCAGAAACUGUACCCAGGUGACGCCGUAUCUUUACAAGGGGCAGCCAGGGACAUGCUUAGCUCCUUGUACCGCUGUGAUCUCUCUGUUUUCCAACUUUACAACAGCCCAGGGGGCAAGAACUUUACCUCCCUAGGACUCUUUGGGGCCACGCUCAAUAAAGUGGUGUGCUCCUAUCCCCUCUGCUCAGCCUACAGGAAAGAGGUGGUGGGGAUGGUGGAUGAUAAGGUGUGUAAAAAGUGCCCCCCACAAAGCCUUAGACUGCUGGAGGAGGAGUGCCUCAAAUAUAACACCAUAGUCAUUAAAGGGGUGCGCAUUCUGGACGUUAACGUGUUGGCCCCGCUCAUGGAGGAUCCCUCCUUGGAUUUGAAGGUGAUUCACCUGGUCAGAGACCCACGGGCUGUAGCCAACUCCAGGAUCAAAUCCAGACACGGCCUGAUAAGGGAGAAUUUACAGGUGGUCCGGAGCAGGGACCCUAAACUUCGCCGGAUACCUUUUGUGGACCCGAGUCACAAAGCCAACAAGAAGGACGGCUCAGACUACCACUCCAUAGGAGCCAUGGAGGUGAUCUGUGACCGCACCUCCAGGACUUUGAGGACUGCCUUAAACCCACCCAGCUGGCUUAAGGGGAAGUACAUGGCUGUGCGAUACGAGGACCUGGUCGAGAACCCGGUCAAGACCUUGCGGAACAUCUACCGCUUCACCAACCUGACCACCAACCAUGACAUCGAGUCGUUUGCUUUGAACAUGACCAGUGGCUCCAGCUCCUCCUCCAAGCCAUUCAUAGUGUCCUCCAGGAAUGCCACACAAGCUGCUAGUGCAUGGAGAACAGUGCUCAGCAUUCAACAAAUCAAACAAGUGGAAGACUAUUGCCACCAUUCCAUGUCCGUGCUUGGAUACGAAAGAGUCAGGACGGCCGGAGAGGCAAAGGACUUAAGCAAAUCACUCCUGACUCACUCCAAACUGUGAACAAGUCCUCGCCACCAAAGACGUUUAAUUUAAUGUUCAUUUUGCAUCGAGUGCCGUUUCCUCUUGUUGUGGAAUUAAAGCUUUACUUUAAAUCAGUGUUCGGAGGCGCGCCACUGGCCACAUUUGGAAUGUAUCUUUGUUUCCCACAGAUGAAAUGCAGUGGUAUUUGAAGGGACCACUACUUUUGUACUGGAGUACUGGAUGUGUCUGACAAUGCAAGGCCUAUGAACAGUGACUUGAAUAGUGAAGCUGCAGUUAUGGAAAAAACAAAAAACAACUGUAUAAUUCAUGUAUCUUGUUAUGAUAACACUUCAAAGUGGAUGUUUGGAGUUAUUUUUGAAUGUUGAAAACCUGAUGAAAUAUUUGUUUUUCCAGUCUCCAUAUUGUCUGUAAAAGUGAAAAUAGUGGAUGAAAGAAAAACAACAAAAAACAAAGAAUAACUGAUAAAAAAAAAAAAAGCUCAUUGUUAAUGUUUAUUUGUAAGAUCUGGUUUGAGUCAGAGACAAUCAUUAAAUUGGUUUGUUGAUGUGCCAUAGAUAGAGGUGUGAUGAGUAGGCUAUGUCAGAACAGCAGUAGUUCUGUUUCUAGAAUAAGGGAUGUCUUGAUCGUGUCGCUAAAUCAUCGCAGGAUGAUACACACUGUGGACAAUGUCAUGGCAGAGGAGAUGUGAAAGUCUCACUCAGUGUCGGUGUAAACAGUCUGUCCUACCAUUUCAAAUGUUUACAAGUGCUUGCUCUUAUGAAACAUGAUCUGGGAAUCCUGAAUUGAGUAAAGUUCACAGUUAACAAGACAGUUUAAGCAUCUGUGUUGAACAGCCAACAUUGUUGCACAAUUUAUGUACAUUUCCUAUCAAAGCUGGAAUGACUAAACCGGGGUUCUCAACCUUUAUGGUGCUGCUGUGAGGAAAAAAAA